UGGAACUCAGGGUCCUAUCCGCUCCACUCCUACACCCAGCCACAGCCUAACUGGACCGAGAUUGUGAACAAAAAGCUCAAGUUCCCAACUCCACUCCUGAGUGCCAUCCAGGAGGGGCGUCUGGGUCUUGUACAGCAGCUGCUGGAGGCAGGAGUAGAGGCCACCAGCAGUGGGCCAGGCGGGCCCCUGCGGAACGUGGAAGAGGCUGAGGACCGCUCCUGGAGAGAAGCACUCAACCUGGCCAUCCGCCUGGGCCAUGAGGCCAUCACUGACAUGCUGUUGGCCAAUGUGAAGUUUGACUUCCGGCAGGUCCAUGAAGCCCUGCUAGUGGCAGUGGACACAAACCAGCCAGCAGUGGUGCGUCGCCUGCUGGCCCGGCUGGACCGGGAGAAGGGUCGCAAAGUCGACACUAGGUCUUUCUCGCUAGCUUUCUUUGACUCAUCGAUCGAUGGCUCCCGCUUUGCGCCUGGUGUCACUCCGCUCACCUUGGCCUGCCAGAAGGACCUGUAUGAGAUCGCACGGUUGCUCAUGGACCAAGGCCACACCAUUGCCUGGCCCCACCCAAUCUCCUGUGCCUGCCUCGAGUGCAGCAAUGCCCGCCGCUAUGACCUGCUGAAGUUCUCCCUGUCCCGUAUCAAUACCUACCGCGGCAUCGCCAGCAGGGCCCACCUCUCCCUGGCCAGUGAGGAUGCCAUGCUGGCCGCCUUCCAGCUCAGCCGUGAGCUCAGGCGCCUGGCCCGCAAGGAGCCUGAGUUUAAGCCUGAGUACAUUGCUCUGGAGUCGCUGUGCCAGGACUAUGGCUUUGAGCUGCUGGGCAUGUGCCGGAACCAGAGCGAAGUCACUGCCGUGCUCAACGACUUGGCCGAGGACAGCGAGGUGGAGCCUGCGGCUGAGGGCCUGGGCCAGGCCUUCGAGGAGGGAAUCCCCAACCUGGCAAGGCUGCGGCUGGCAGUCAACUACAACCAGAAGCGGUUCGUAGCACACCCCAUCUGCCAGCAAGUCCUGUCCUCCAUCUGGUGUGGGAACCUGGCUGGCUGGCGUGGAAGCACCACCAUCUGGAAGCUCUUCAUUGCCUUCCUCAUCUUCCUCACCAUGCCCUUCCUCUGCAUUGGCUACUGGCUGGCACCCAAGUCCCGGCUGGGCCGCCUGCUGAAGAUCCCAGUGCUGAAGUUCCUGCUUCACUCUGCCUCCUAUCUGUGGUUCCUCAUCUUCCUGCUGGGAGAAUCCCUGGCCAUGGAGAUGCAGCUGAGCACCUUCAGUGGCCGCAGCAAGAGUGUCUGGGAGACUUCACUACACAUGAUUUGGGUCACAGGCUUCCUGUGGUUUGAGUGUAAGGAGGUGUGGAUCGAGGGCCUUCGAAGCUAUCUCCUGGACUGGUGGAACUUCCUGGAUGUGGUCAUCCUGUCCCUGUACCUGGCAGCCUUUGCCCUGCGCCUCCUCAUCGCCGGGCUUGCCUUGGUGUCCUGUAGGGAUGCCUCUGACAGUGCAGCAUGCCGCUAUUUCACCACUGCUGAGCGAAGUGAGUGGCGCACCGAGGAUCCCCAGUUCUUGGCCGAGGUACUCUUUGCUGUCACCAGCAUGCUCAGCUUCACCCGCCUGGCCUACAUUCUGCCAGCCCACGAGUCGCUGGGCACUCUGCAGAUUUCCAUCGGCAGGAUGAUUGAUGACAUGAUCCGGUUCAUGUUCAUCCUCAUGAUCAUCCUGACUGCCUUCCUCUGUGGCCUCAACAACAUCUACGUGCCCUACCAGGAGACAGAGCAGCUGGGCAAUUUCAAUGAGACGUUCCAGUUUCUGUUCUGGACCAUGUUUGGUAUGGAGGAGCACAAAGUGGUGGACAUGCCUCAGUUUCUGGUGCCUGAAUUCGUGGGCCGGGCCCUCUAUGGCAUCUUUACCAUCGUCAUGGUCAUUGUGCUGCUCAACAUGCUCAUUGCCAUGAUCACCAACUCCUUCCAGAAGAUUGAGGACGAUGCUGACGUGGAGUGGAAGUUUGCUCGCUCCAAGCUCUACCUGUCCUACUUCCGAGAGGGCCUGACACUGCCUGUGCCCUUCAACAUCCUGCCUACCCCCAAGGCCUUCUUCUACCUUCUCAGGAGAAUUUUCCGGUUCAUCUGCUGUUGCUGCUCCUGCUGCAAAACCAAGAAGCCAGACUACCCCCCAAUCCCCACCUUUGCCAACCCAGGGGCAGGGGCAGGUGCUGGGCCUGGGGAGGCAGAGCGUGGAUCCUACCGCCUUCGAGUCAUCAAGGCUCUGGUGCAGCGCUACAUAGAGACUGCCAGGCGGGAGUUCGAGGAGACCCGUCGGAAAGACCUGGGCAACAGACUGACAGAGCUGACCAAGACUGUAUCCAGGCUGCAAAGUGAGGUGGCCAGUGUGCGGCGCACCAUGGAAGCAGGAGGGACAGCCCGGCCUCCCGAUGGUGCCAGCAUCCUCAGCCGCUACAUCACCCGAGUUCGCAACAGCUUCCAGAACCUGGGCCCCUCCAUCUCCGAGACCGCAGAGCUGAUCAUGCCAGGAAUUGUGCAGACCCAAGACUCUUCAGAAACUGGGGUGCAGGGUGCAGGAGAGGCUGAGACUCCGGCUUCUGGAGCGGAUGGGCUCUCCUCCCCGACUCAUGUGCUGGUGCACAGGGAGCAAGAAGCAGAGGGGACCAGGGACCUGUCCGCAGGGAAGGAUUUGGGGGCCAAGGGGGAGUCCUAACACAGCGGAAAGGUCCCUUCUUCUGUUGUGGGGUUCAGCAGCCUAGUUGAGUGGGGUUAGUGUCACUUAGGAGCCUGUGUGCUUUCCUUCCUCAAUAAAAGUUCCCAAUGUGGAUGGC
Molecule: messenger RNA, 2815 nt
Organism: Heterocephalus glaber (naked mole-rat)
Lineage: Eukaryota; Metazoa; Chordata; Mammalia; Rodentia; Bathyergidae
Product: short transient receptor potential channel 2
Biological process (GO): regulation of cytosolic calcium ion concentration; single fertilization; calcium ion transmembrane transport
Cellular component (GO): cation channel complex; plasma membrane
Molecular function (GO): store-operated calcium channel activity; protein binding; inositol 1,4,5 trisphosphate binding
Source: RefSeq, a predicted model, not a curated record